AUGACACCUGUUAGAGAAUUUGAUAUACGUGAGGAUGAAGAACAGCUGCUAAAGUUGCAAGAUAUCAUUGAUUUACUCGUUGCCGCCGGCUAUUUUCGGGCUCGCAUCAAAUCACUUCCUCAUUUCGAUAAGGUGAUCGGUGGAAUAGUGUGGUGUAUAACGUCAUGCAACCAUGUAGUUGAUAUUGAUCUGUUUUACUGCGAAAAUGCAACCAUUGGUCAGAAGAUAGCUUUAACUGAAAAAGUGGUGGAAGUGUUACCUCAGUUAAAAUGUCCUUAUACCAUUGAACCAUAUCAAAUUCAAGGCCUUGAUUAUAUUCAUAUCUUCCCUGUUGUUCAGUGGCUUGUUAGGGAAGCUGUUCGUUCGAAAGAGCAGUAUGGUGAUAGUAUACGAAGUCAUGCUAUAUAUCAGUUCGCUCAACGAUUCCGUUUUUCAAAGGAUAAAUAUAUGGAGAAACAAAGAAAUAUUUUUUUAAACAACUGUAGUAAUGUGAAAGCGAAAUGUCCACCCCAACGCAUUUAUAAACGGAAGGGCGAUGUUAAACCACCGGAUUUGCGUACCGAUAUUCGUUGCACUUUAUUGGAAUAUGGCUGGAGAGAUGUCUGUGAUACAUCAGUUCAGGAAAGUACUAAAUGGUCCAAAGGAGAUGAAAAUAUGAAAAUUGAUCAACUUCUCAUGCAAUUAUCACAUACUCAAAUUCAUCCAACGAAUCAACGUCUAUCAUCGAAAACACUGACUCAGAUCAUUGAUGUGUCAGACUUCGAUGCUGAUGGUUUAAAAGAGGAGAUCAGUUUUGUUCAACGAUAUCAGCGAAGGACGUCUGUAGUAGAAAAAGAAUUAAUGGAACUCAAAGAAGAAGAUAGACUUUUGGAUGAUUCGUUAAAAAUUCUCCAAGAGAACAAGGAGGCUCAACUGCGAGAGAUGGAUGAAAUCGACGGGAGAAUUGCAGAAUUUGAACAACUGGUUAACAAUAGUGGUGUGGAAACUGUAGAGAAGCUGAAACACCUGUUGAUUGAACAUGAUGAGAUUUAUAAGCGAGAAAUGGAUUUCAAAGUAAACUGUCGAAAUGAACUACGGGAAUUGGAUGGAGUCCUUCAACAACUGAAAAGAAAUGUGCUAAAGGAUGAUAGCGACUCGGUACGAAAUGCAAGCCUGGAAGCGAAUCAACAUCUAAUAAAUGUUCGGUUAGAGUUAGCAGAUUUAAAUCGACAGAUUGCAGUACAGCAACGCCUGCUCGAUAACGUUCCAGCUCAAAUUGAAAUCAGCCAGUAUCAGCGUAGAAUUAUCGAGCUUUACAAUCAAAUGGCAAGUAAACAUCGAGAAACGAAGCAGUUUUAUAUUUUACAUAAUACUUUGGUUGAUAUCAAAACGUUUAUGAAAAAAGAAGUUGACAUGCUGAACAAUAUCGACGACAUCCAAGACUUGGCAUCAAAGCAAAGCUACAAAGACUCAUUUGUUGAGAAUUUGCAGAAAAUACUGAAAGGUGUUGAUGCUGCUCUUGAUAAGAUAUCAACGAAGCAAAAUGAACUGCAAGCAAAAAGGGACAAAUUAUAUGAAGAGUAUCAGUACUUGUUGGAAAAAGAACGUUUGUAUUACAAAACAGUUGAUGAUUUCAAAAAUGCUUGCCAUGAAAAUGAGGAACUAAGGCGGAGAAUAGAAGGUUAA
Messenger RNA from Brugia malayi, 1665 nucleotides. RefSeq lists its product as uncharacterized. The record is from RefSeq and is a predicted model, not a curated record. Bases 1 to 1665 code for a protein of 554 amino acids. NCBI's taxonomy places the organism in Eukaryota, Metazoa, Nematoda, Chromadorea, Rhabditida, Onchocercidae. The transcript has 16 exons. Gene Ontology annotation, biological process: Golgi to plasma membrane transport.